CGAUUUUAACCUCUCGUGACCGCGUACCGACUAUACAUUCUACUAUCUUUAAUUUUACACAGUAACUACACACACGCGCGCGCGCACGGAAACCGUAGUGUUUACUCGUUUUUGGUUAAUAUUAUUAAUUUCGUUAUAUUAUUAUCUAUUAUUAUUGUACCUAUUUGUACUCAUAUAUUGUUGUUUUAUUGUUUAAAUAAUAUUAAAGUCACUGUACACCGCGUUAACGCGACGUCGAGCUGUCGACACCGUUUGUAGUCGUGAGUCGUGACUCGUGGUGACGUCUGUUGAAGUGCUGAAGGUGUUGUACCACUGUACCAUUGUCUGAGUUGCCACUCUCCGUAUUCUCAAUACUGCCGUACAUCCUCCAUCAAGACACUCAAGUAAGCAAGAAUUUUGACAAAAUCACGAACACAUUUUGAGUUAGAAAUCUGGUACAUGUGUCCUGUGCUAUCUGCAAAAAACCACGGUGUUAUGUCAGUAACAGAAAUGGAUAUCAUUCAAACUUCAUCUUGUGAAAAUAAUCUGAAGGAAGUUCUGAAAUCCAAUGAAUGUGAACCAGCACAUUUUAAAAAUAACUCUCAUUCUGUCAGAAUACUGGAAGACUUACAAUCUCUACGCAAAAAUGAAGUUCUAUGUGAUGCUAGAUUUGAAGCAGAUGAUGGUAAAAUUGUUAUUGGACAUAAAAAUGUUCUAAUAGCGGCUAGUCCAUAUUUUCGUGCCAUGUUCAGUAGUUUUGAUGAAAGCAAUAAAGAUAUUAUUCAUAUAAGAGAAUUGGAUUCAACCAUUUUACAAUUAUUAGUAGAUUAUAUUUAUACUGGAGAAAUCAUGGUCACAAAAGAAAAUGUACAGGUGUUGUUACUAGCUUCAAAUGUCUUACAGCUAGAUUUUGUGAACAGGGCAUGUGUUGAGUUUUUACAAAAACAACUGGAUGUAUCAAAUUGUAUUUAUAUCAAAAAAUUUGCUGACUUACAUAACUGUACGGAAUUGAUGUCGAGUUCUGAAGCAUAUAUUAAACAAAAUUUUUUAGAAGUGAUUAAAGGUGAUGAGUACCUAUCUUUAUCCUGUGAAGAUUUGGGGAAGCUUAUUUCUUGUAAUGACCUUGCUGUUCCAUUUGAAGAAAAAGUAUUUGAUUGUGUUAUUAAAUGGGUAAGACAUGAUUUAGAUCAGAGAAAAAAUGUUUUGCCACAACUAAUGGAACAUGUACGAUUGCCUUUAUUAAGGCCUGAUAUUUUAGAUAAUGUGGUGGAAGAACCUCUUCUGAAUAAUUGUUCUAAAUGUAGAGAUUAUGUAUUUGAAGCUAUGCGUUUUCAUCUAAAAAAAUCAGUUCAGCAAUUCAUCAUGCCAAAAACAAUUAGUUGUACACCUAGACAAUUUGGUGGUUCUCAAAAAGUUAUUCUAAUGUUCAAUGAGUCUGAUACAUUUCCAAAGUGUUAUACAGAAUGGUAUGACCCAGUAACAAAUAUACGAGAGAAUGCACCAGGGAUAAAUGAUUGUCGUCGGUUGGCUGGUCUUGGUGUAAUAAGAGAUAAAUUUGUGUUUGCUGUGAGCGGUAUAUCUAAAUCUGUUUUUAUGCUUGAUGUUUCUUUAAAAUCACCAUCUUGGGUUCCAAUGGCCAACAUGUUAGUUAAUCGAAAUCGGUUAGGAGUCGGAGUAUUAGGUGAUUCCAUAUAUGCUGUUGGUGGACUUGACGACAACAGUGGUUUAGAUAGUGUAGAGGUCUUUGAUGUCAGUAUUCAAAAAUGGCAAAUGGUUUCAAGUAUGUCAAUUAAGAGAAUUACUGUUGGUGUUGGUGUACUCAAUAAUCAUUUAUAUGCGGUUGGAGGUUAUAAUAGCAGUGAAAAAAAUUUAAAAUCUGUAGAAUAUUAUGAUCCUACACUUGACGCAUGGACGGCAGUUACUGAUAUGUUUGUGUGUCGUCAAGGUGCUGGUGUAGGUGUCUUGGAUGGGCUUAUGUAUGCUAUUGGUGGUUAUAAUGGUCAUGAGUGGCUUAAAAGCGUUGAGGUUUAUAGACCGAGUGAUGGAGUUUGGACUGCUGUAGCUGAUAUGGAAAUAUGCCGAUUUCGUCCUGGAGUAGUGGCAUUAAAUGGCUUAUUGUAUGUUAUUGGUGGAGAAUAUGAUAAAUCUAUGAAGGAUACUGUAGAAAUUUACAACCCUAACUCCAAUACUUGGACCAUGGAGAGAUUGUCAAGAAAUGUAGGACGAAUUUAUAGUGGAGUAGUUGUGGAUAGACCACCAAAUUUUAUUAACUAAUCGGCAUACAUAAUAGUCUCAUUGUUACUAGUAAUAUGAAUAUAUUUAUGUAUAAUUUAUGACAAAACAUGUAUUGUUCUAUUAAUUUUUCUUUUUUUAAAUGUUUGAUAAAAAUGUUUUUUUUUUUUAUAUAAUUUAAAUUCAUUAUUUAUAAUUUAAAUGAAUAAGCUAUAAAGUUAAUUAUAUUAUAGUAUAUCUAUCAGAAAAAUCUUAUAUAAUUUACAAUAUACAUUUUAUCUUUUAGA
This is a messenger RNA of Acyrthosiphon pisum (pea aphid), 2498 nucleotides long. RefSeq names its product ring canal kelch homolog. NCBI's taxonomy places the organism in Eukaryota, Metazoa, Arthropoda, Insecta, Hemiptera, Aphididae. Gene Ontology annotation, molecular function: protein binding. The record is from RefSeq and is a predicted model, not a curated record. The coding region runs from base 439 to 2253 and encodes 604 amino acids. The transcript has 11 exons.